Molecule: messenger RNA, 865 nt
Organism: Rosa chinensis
Lineage: Eukaryota; Viridiplantae; Streptophyta; Magnoliopsida; Rosales; Rosaceae
Product: glycine-rich protein 2
Exons: 2
Coding region: 35-490 (151 amino acids)
Source: RefSeq, a predicted model, not a curated record
UUGUAAAGAGUAGUGUCGAAGUUUCAGAGAAACCAUGAAGAAUUUCAAGGCUUUCAAUUUGCUAGGGCUUCUGUUUGCCCUUUUUCUCAUCUCUUCCACUGUCACAGCUGAUGAGAAAUCCAAAGAGGAGAAUAAAGCUGUAGUGGAUGGGGCAACAAAGGAGACGAAUCCGGUGCCAGUUGAUGACGUAAAACAAGGUCGAGGGGGAGGAUAUUGCGGGCGCUGCUGCUGGAAACAUGGCUACCAUUAUUGUGGUAGUCAGUGUUGUUGGCCUGAGAAAGAAGAAACAGAAGCUGUAGUCGAGGCCGCCGCUGAUGCCAACCCUGAUGGAUAUGGCUGGGGAGGCGGACGAGGUGGCAGUGGCUGGGGAGGCGGAAGAGGUGGCGGUGGCUGGGGAGGUGGAAGAGGUGGCGGUGGCGGACGAGGAGGAGGUGGUGGCUGGGGAGGAGGAGGCGGACGAGGCGGAGGUGGUUGGGGAGGGGGUAACUGAUCGAAGCCAGAGUAGUAGGCUUUUGGAAAAACUAUGUACAUAAAUAAUAUGUUCGAUCAUAAAGUAUGUAUGGUAGAGACUAAAAGAAAGUUUGUACGUAAUUAAGAGAAAAAUAUGAGUCAGCUCCGUGACAAGCAUGCAAGAGAGCAUGAAGGUCGGGUUAAAUAUCACCUGAAAUAAUUUGACCCUAGUCUAGCUAGCGUGCUCCAAUCGACAGACCCUUGUCGUCCGUGAAAUAUGUAAGAUCCUUUAUGUGUAGCAGCACUAUCUACACUUUGGAAGCAUGAUACGUACUUGCAAUGUUAAUGUAUGAAGCAUAUCCUAUAAAGGCUAUAAUCUGGUCCUUCGAUGUCUUACAUUUAAGAACUUAAUUUU